AUGUCAGCCACCCCUCCUCCUCCGCACGACGCGAUGCUUGUCGAUGUCCCACCAGCUCGUCGCGAGCCAGGAGAGCACGCACCGAGUCACCGGUCGACUCGGGCAGGCAGAGGUCGUCCCGGAAGGGGACGAAGGGACCGUGGAGGGCGUUACCCCCCUCCACAACGACUUGAUGAGGACGCUGAUGCCCUAGGAGCAUUCACGCGUCACCGACCUAGACCCCAUACCGCUGCUCAGGUCAUUGCUGAAGUCACCAGCAACGCCGCUACCAUCCUAGCCCCCGUUCCCGCACAUCCCAUACCUGCGACAGACCCCGGACCUGACGUCGAAGAGAUCAUCGCAGCUGCCGAGCAGCUCGACCUCGAACAGGCCUCGCGUAUGCCGGAUGUCACCACCGAGGACGUUUUCGGUAGACUUAUCCUUAUUAGUAUAUUGAUAGUCAAUGUACUCACCUUAGUCCUUCUCUCAGCUGCCUUCGCGUCCCUUGGACCUUCGCGCGAGAACUAA
Molecule: messenger RNA, 507 nt
Organism: Suillus plorans
Lineage: Eukaryota; Fungi; Basidiomycota; Agaricomycetes; Boletales; Suillaceae
Exons: 2
Coding region: 1-507 (168 amino acids)
Source: RefSeq, a predicted model, not a curated record